AAACCCUUUGAUUAUAUACAACCCUAGAUUCCCCUUAGAAGAAGCCAUUGCUGCCAUACAUAAACUGGGGCAAACUGCCCCCGUUACAAAUUUCGCUCUACAGUGUCUAUUGUGUCAUCGCCGGUGCUACACAUAUUUGACAGUUGGCAUUAAUUUCGAUUUUGUCCUUUUAAAAUGCGUGUAUGUGCUUUAAACGUGUGCAGAAAUUACAAAGGUCGACUAAAAACGACACACAAGGUCACCUACCAUCUGAUACCGAAUGAUCCCAUUAUAAGAAGCAAAUGGGUAGAAAUAAUUAGAAAAAGCCGUGGAGAGGACUACUGGAAACCAGCAAAAUCCACAGUGAUCUGCUCUGAUCAUUUCCACCACAAAGAUCUAUAUUACACAAAAAAUCAGACAGGACUCCGAAGACUGAAAAAGGGAGUGUUACCGAGCAAAGCAUUAUUUGUAUUACCAGCUAAGUCUGAAGAAAGCGCUAGCUCUGGCGAAGAAGCAGAAGCAAUAAGUGAAGGAUUUAGCAAACAGCCGACGCCUUCCACAUCAAAUCAAUAUGAAAAAAAAACCACAGAAACAGAUGACCAACCAAUUUUUCCUUCAACUCCUAAAACAUCAAAAGUAGAACAGACGGAAAUUGAAGACUUUUCAGACUUAGAUUCUGUUUUUGAUACCCCAAAAAAAGCCAAGUUGAGAAAACAGUUAAGAAAAAAAAUAGCACUUAAGAAAAGAUACAUACUUAAAAUUCAGUCGCUCAGGCAUGAUGCAUUUAAGAUAUUAGAAGCUAAAAGAAAACAGUCUAAUGCUAAUAUGACCUGUGCAUUAAUUGCUGAUGAAAUGGCUAUCAGACAGCAAAGGUGCUUUAACCGACAAACUAAGCAAGAUGAAGGCCUUGUUGAUAUGGGAACUGGUCCUAAUGAGAACCUUAAUGUAAAAGCUUCCGAAGCUUAUGCGUUUAUGCUGAAACUCCAUAAUGAAUGUGAAACUUGCUACCCAACUGCUGAGUAG
Plutella xylostella (diamondback moth) is the source of this 1002-nucleotide messenger RNA. NCBI's taxonomy places the organism in Eukaryota, Metazoa, Arthropoda, Insecta, Lepidoptera, Plutellidae. The record is from RefSeq and is a predicted model, not a curated record.